This is a messenger RNA of Cotesia congregata, 300 nucleotides long. NCBI's taxonomy places the organism in Eukaryota, Metazoa, Arthropoda, Insecta, Hymenoptera, Braconidae. The record is from the annotation of a GenBank genome assembly.
AUGAAUUGGAUAGUACCAGAAAAAUUCUUAGCGUUUUCGGGGCCAAGUACUGAGCCAGGAACUCUAUAUCAUGCACCUGAACGUUACCAUGAAUAUUUUAAAGAAAAUAAUAUAAGUACAGUCAUAAGACUAAAUAAAGAAUCUUAUGACUCGUCAAGGUUUACUAAGAUUGGUAUCAAUCAUUAUGAUAUUUAUUUACCGGACGGAAGUGUGCCAUCACGUAAAGUUCUCUAUCGAUUUUUGUACAUCAGUGAGGUAACAAAUGGACCGAUUGCAGUUCAUUGCAAGGUAAGAAAAUAA